This is a messenger RNA of Saccostrea cuccullata (small rock oyster), 1398 nucleotides long. RefSeq lists its product as uncharacterized. The transcript is spliced from 4 exons. Lineage: Eukaryota; Metazoa; Mollusca; Bivalvia; Ostreida; Ostreidae. The coding region runs from base 368 to 820 and encodes 150 amino acids. The record is from RefSeq and is a predicted model, not a curated record.
CAAAGCACUUCGUUGGAGGAAAUGGGCCUUCCGAUUUACACCCAGACCCGUUACCAGCAGUAAGUACAGAAUUUGAAAGAAAUAUGUUGUCAACAAAGAAAAAACGAAAACCACAAAUCUUAAGACCGUCACCUAAGAAGCGCCCUAGAAAGUGUUUGUUCAGUGACGAGGACGAAUCUGAUCCAUGCCUUGAGUCAUUCACUUUGGAGACCGUUUCAAAUGAGCAUGAUUAUACAUGCUUAACUUCCAGUAGCAUCAGUGCUGAACAUGGUCAUGAAAUCUUUAAUUUUGAAUCUACAACAUGUACAAGUUAUGAUCAGGCACCUGGGAUUGAGGAAGUUUGAUUUGAUGCAGUCAGUGAAGUUCCAUGUCUAGCAGGGAAGAAGAAGUUACCACAACAACCUCUACUGAUGCUUUUGUUCAGACAACUCUUGUUUCACUGUCAGAUGUUGGAACCCAGACAUGUGUUCAUUUCGAGCAUAUUCACAAAUAUGCUGAUGAGGAAUUGAUGGACAGAAACCAAAUGACUAGAAAGUUGUUUCUGUCAUCAGUACUGCAGGACAACAACAGCUGCAAAUUUGACACAGGCUUAAAUCUGUCCAUUUUCCUGUUCUUUUUUCAAUGGAUUAAACCAAGAGCAGAAAAGCUUAACUACUGGAGGGGACAGAAUACAACAGAUUUCAAAGGAGCUCGAAAAGCUGGUCCAAAGCGGAAACUUUCACUAAAAGAAGAAUUCGUGAUCACUUUAGUUCGUCUUAAACAUGGGUUAGAUGUAGUAUUCAUCAAUCUAGUAUCAGUCGGAUUUUCACAAAAUGGAUAAAUUUUUUGUAUCUGGAGUUGAAUUUUUUAAUUUCAUGGCCAAAUAAAGAACAGAUAACAGCUAACUUACCAAAAGCAUUCAAAUAUUUCCCGAAGACCAGAUCAAUUAUAGACUGUACAGAAUUUUUUAUUCAGAAAACAAGUUUGCCAUCCUCUCAGAGAGAGUCACCUGGUCUAAUUUUAAACAUCAUAAUACCCUCAAGGCACUUAUCUCUAUUUCUCCCACAGAUCUUUUACUUUCAUUUCAAAACUUUUCAAUGGAAGUAUCUCAGACCGACGUACUGUUGAGGAAAGUGGUUGUCUUGAAUAUUUAGAACAUGGAGAUAAUAUGGCUGACCGUGGAUUUUUAAUUCGAGAUCUCUUAGCCAGAGGAUCGUGUACUCUGAAUAUACCUCCUUACUCUAUGGAUUGACAGUUGAGCAGUAUGGUAGUGACAAAGACAAGACAGAUUGCAAGUGCCAGGAUUCAUGUGGAGCGUGCCAUUGGAAGGUUAAAAAAAUUUAAAAUUUUACAAGGAACCAUGCCUCUAAUACUACAUCCUUUAUUUGAUCAAGUUUUGGGUGUGCUUGUAUUUGCAAU